AUGGUGCUCGGAAUCGCCCGAAACGAGCAAUGGAGAUUUUGGGUAAAAACCGGCCAAUUUCUUGAUUUUUUCGGUGAUCCAGACGACGGUUGGCAGCGGCUGAGAUGUGAGGGUGGUAGAGGACAACGUGCUGGUUCUUUUGAUAUCCACGUCGUCGCUUGGGGUGGCCGGAGGAGGCGAUGGCAGCCCAAAAACUGGUGCGGUGAACAGUAA
Molecule: messenger RNA, 213 nt
Organism: Prunus armeniaca (apricot)
Lineage: Eukaryota; Viridiplantae; Streptophyta; Magnoliopsida; Rosales; Rosaceae
Source: the annotation of a GenBank genome assembly